This is a messenger RNA of Myodes glareolus (Bank vole), 2804 nucleotides long. It is a transcript of the gene Fbxo47, whose product is annotated as F-box protein 47. Gene Ontology annotation, molecular function: protein binding. NCBI's taxonomy places the organism in Eukaryota, Metazoa, Chordata, Mammalia, Rodentia, Cricetidae. The record is from RefSeq and is a predicted model, not a curated record.
GCGCCAGGGGCGCCCGAGAUCUGAGAAGGCAACUCCGGAGCGGGGCGGAACAGAGCGGAGCCGAGCGAGAUCCUCCCCUGUUCUCUGGCGGGAAAACCCUGAGGAGAUUUUUCUUUUCUUUUUUUUUUUAAGUUUUGUGAAAUCUGAGGAUGGGGAGUCCAGACGACUAAAUCCCACUUUCCUGUGGCACUGUAGCCGGAAAACUGUCGAGACCUGUGGAUAAAUUCAUGGAAUAAGAAAAGAUGGCGUCUAGAGUAAAUACCAGUUUAACUUUGAUACCCAACCAGAAAUGUAAACGUACUAACCACCAGUCCAGCUAUUUUUUCAACACCCCUGAUUUAGAUCCUCAACUCUUAUCUACGCUUGGAAAUUUUAAAGUCUUACCAUUGGAAAUAUUCCACAUAAUUUUAAGAUAUUUGUCAGUGAAGGAUAUUGGCAUGUUAAGCAUGGUGUCCAAAACAGUCAGCCAGCAUAUAAUUAAUUAUAUCUCAACUUCAUCUGGAAGUAGAAGACUUUUAAUCCAGAACUUUCAUAACCUUGAUCUGUCUGGCACAGAAGAUACUCAUCUACGGGAGCACUACAGAGCUCUAGGUCUACUAUUUAAAAGAUGCACCUUGCUGCUUCCCACCAAGGACAGACUAAAAUACAUUCACAAGAUACUCUCAGAAGUUUCCUGUUUUAAAUUCAGCGGCUGUUCAGCUCCUUUGCAAUGUUUAGGAUUACCAUGUUAUGGCAUAUUUUUACAGACCUUAACAGCGGGUUGGGAUGAACUUGAGUGCCACCGUGUUUAUAACUUCUUAUGCGAGUUGACUAAUCUCUCCCGUAAGAUGCAGACUGUUGUCUGUAACAAAGCAGGAAGUGCCCGAAAGCUGGAGUUAAGGAUUAGACUGUUCUGUAGAAAUGUUCUCCUUGAUCACUGGACACAACGAAGUGAUUCUGCAUUUUGGUUGACUCGAAUAUUAAAACCAUGGCCAAUGGUGAAUCAGGCAAGAUUGCUAUAUAUUAUCUUUGGACCAACAUCUCCUCAGGAUGGGCAGGUGAUUUGGCAGGAAAUGGUGGAAGGGCCCACAGAUGAAUCCAGUCUGAAAGGUUUGGCUAAUGCCAUUAAGCUACUGUAUGACACAGGUACCAAAGAGUGGACAGCAGAUGAUGUUAUCAGUCUUGUAGAUGAACUAUCAGUGGUUCCCAGGGAAUGGCUGCUGGAGAAUAAUGCACGCCUUCUAAUCCUGAGCGGGAACAACAUCUGCUUCACUUUCAUGGCUAGUAAAGCUGUGAACGGAAGGGCCAUCGAGCUGGCAAGACUCAUAGUCUUUUUGGCUUUGGUGUGUGAGAAGGAGCUGUACUGCAUGGACUGGACAGUGAGAAUGAUGCAGAAGGUCUGCAAGGUCUUCAGCACUGCAGCAGAGAGAAAGAGCUUCCUGCAGAGCGUGGCCAAUGCCUUUGCCUGUGUCACCAUGGAAAUGCUGCAGCCUAUCAUGUCUGGAGAGCGUGAUGAUGAUGACAGAGGCUUCCUGAAUUUGUUCCAUCUCCUGCAUGCUCAGGCGAACUUCCACAAGGAGGUGCUGUACUUGUCCAUGAGUACUUCCUCCUCCUAAGUCAAGAACCUUGUCACUUAAAGACCGUGUCACCAGACUAGUGCUUAGGAGAGUGAUGAUUUUUCACAUCCAAGGGUAGCACCUGUUGGACUUCUGAUAAUCUAAUUAACUAGAAACUCCAGCUGCACAGGAUUAUAGCUGUAAGUGCUUUACUCUGAUUAAUGUCAAAUAACAAGCAAACCCAAGAAUGUGUUGUUACUUUUCUAGAAAAUGAGCUCUGCCUCUCCAGGUCUUGGUAAACUCAGAAUGUUAAACUGUCCAAGAGUCUGCAGCCUGCUUAACCUAUUUGUGUGACUCUUCAGGAGCUAAUUCUGCUUUAUUCAGAACAGAUUCACAUUUGCUAACUAGUGCUAUCUGUUCACUUUGCUUAGGUUGAGCAAAUAUGGCCCAAAUGUUUGUGAGGAUUUGUAAUAUUGUUUUAGAAUGUUCUUUAUGUAAGUCACAUUCUUUACCACCUUCUCAGCAUAUGGUUACAAAAUAAAUCUUAUAUUUCAUUUAUAUUUUGUAUGAACUAACAGAAUGCAUGCUAUAUGUAUAUUUUAUACAUAUAGACACAUAUACAAUAUAUUUUCUGCAAGACAAUCAUACAAAAGGUCUACAAAUAGAGGAUCUUCAGAUAAUGGAAUCAUCUUGUAAUUUCCCUGGGGAUUAGAGCAGAGAAUUGAAGCAGGAGAUAAACAUAAUGAAAGUAAAUUGCCAGAACAAUCUUCACAAGUAACUCCCACUUCUUGGUAAGCCUGUCCUCCCUAUCCCAGAAAGUAGGCUUUGAUGAUGGGAACUGAAAGCAUACAUGCUCAGAGUAGCCAGAGAGCAGAGACAGGCAGAAAGAACUCCAGGCCAAUUGAGAAGACCUACCACUCCCUUCACCUCCACUUCCUAGGAAGGGACCUGAACCGCAGGGAACUCUAGAGCUCUUGCUUUCUCUUCCCAUGCCCUGGUCCCCGGCCCCCAGUCAAAUGCAAGGCUUUGUAUGAGCUAAAGGAGCCCUCUACCUCUGAACUGGAUCCCUAGCCCACCAGUACCUUCCCACUGGACUUCUUUUCCUCAAAACACUGGGAGAUAAGGAAAUUGUCUUCAAUGGCAGGGUGUAAAGAAAAUUCAUGAAUUUAACAAAAGGGCUCAGAAAAUUUGAUAGGACUGGGGAGCAGUGAAAAUUGUGGAGAAAUAAAAAUUGUGAUAACACCAUCAAUACAGAAGGAUCAAAAUUAA